GGAAGAAAGAAGCAGGCAGAGGAAAGAGGCAGGAGGGUGUAGGGGAGAGGCAGUAAAAAGGAGGUUGCAGGGAGACGCGAAAAAGACCCGAGGAGAGCGGGAAGUGCAGGAGAGAGGGAAUAAGACCUCGGCCGCUAGCCGGACGGCCGAGGGGCUUGCCGGUAGCGGGUGGCGAGCGCGGGAAAGGCCGGCCAGCCGCGUGAGGGGCGCGAGGCCCGGCUCAGCUCCGGGGAGGGCGGGGGAGGAUGAGCCGGGCGCGGGCGUGGGCGAGGCUGCUGGAUGGAGCCCCCGAGGCGGAGCCGCAGAACCUGGCUCGGGCCGGGGCCGCACGUCCGGAUCCCCGCGGCUCUCCCUGGGCCUGGGCUGAGGAGAGCAACAACAUCCGACUGCCAGAAAUAAAAAAUAACUUAGAAGAAAACAUUUCCAGAAAAAAAGUGUCAAAAACUCGUUAUAAUACAUCUCUCUGUUAUUACACUCGAAAAUUUAUGGACCUUCUCAAAGCUGCACCCAGUGGUGUUCUUCAUUUAAAAGAGGUUGCUGCAAUAUUAGGAGUAAAGAAACGAAGAGUGUAUGACAUCACCAAUGUAUUAUAUGGAAUCAAACUCAUUCAGAAAAGGUCUAAGAAUUGUAUUCAGUGGAUAGGAUCUGACUUCAGCAGUAUGGAUAGAAAGAUAGCACAGCAAAAGAAGCUAAGGGAUGAACUUUCUAAUUUAUCUGCAAUGGAAGACACUUUGGAUGAAUUAAAUAAAAUCUGUGCUCACCAGUUAUUUGAAUUAGUAGAUGACAAAGAAAAUGCUAAGUUAGCUUAUGUAACCUAUGAAGAUAUCCAUAGCCUUCAGGCCUUCCAUGAGCAGAUUGUUAUUGCAGUCAAAGCUCCAGAAGAAACCAAAUUGAAUGUUCCACCUCCCAAAGAAGACUCUAUAACAAUACACAUAAAAAGCACAAAAGGACCCAUUGAUGUGUAUUUGUGUGAAAUGAAGCAGGAAAGUACAACUGACAAUUUGUAUGAAGACACGGAAUGCAAAUUUUCUGAAAACUAGUAUAUAGUACAUAUCGAUGAAGAAGGAAAUCUGCAGCACUUUUAGUUAAGUAGAAAGGAAAGCAUUUGAACAAUCUUGAAUAGGAACAUUUGAAUGGAGUCGCUUGACAAGUUUGUUUGAACACAAGAGAUAUUCACAUUUCCAGUUUCAAAUUUAUUCAGAACAAUAAUAUGCUCAUGGUGGAUUUCUGUGCCUAGCUGAUAUUAAUGUUAUGAUCAAGUCAUGUUUUAAGUGGGUCACUUGUAUGCAAUAUCAUUAGCCUAUUGAUUUUUUUCUUGGAGAAAAUACACAGUUUGUAAAUAUUUGUGAAAAUUCUAUUUAACAAUGAAGCAGUUCAACAAUUGAAGGUGUUGGGCAAGUAGAGCAGUUUUCCUAUCAAAAUAAGUUAGUAAAAACAAUAUCUUUCAGAAAACAGAUGUGUAAUUGCCUCUAAAGCAUAAGUAUGAAUCUGGAGUCAAAGAAAUUGGGUUUUCCAGGAGAUCAUUGUACAUGGCAAUAACAAGAUUAUACAAUCAUCAAUUUCUGAUGGACAUGGCUCUUUU
Sarcophilus harrisii (Tasmanian devil) is the source of this 1582-nucleotide messenger RNA. Its product is annotated as transcription factor E2F6. The transcript has 7 exons. Gene Ontology annotation, molecular function: RNA polymerase II cis-regulatory region sequence-specific DNA binding; protein dimerization activity; DNA-binding transcription factor activity, RNA polymerase II-specific. Gene Ontology annotation, biological process: regulation of transcription by RNA polymerase II. The coding region runs from base 246 to 1040 and encodes 264 amino acids. Gene Ontology annotation, cellular component: RNA polymerase II transcription regulator complex. NCBI's taxonomy places the organism in Eukaryota, Metazoa, Chordata, Mammalia, Dasyuromorphia, Dasyuridae. The record is from RefSeq and is a predicted model, not a curated record.